Molecule: messenger RNA, 2127 nt
Organism: Branchiostoma floridae (Florida lancelet)
Lineage: Eukaryota; Metazoa; Chordata; Leptocardii; Amphioxiformes; Branchiostomatidae
Product: anamorsin homolog
Exons: 10
Coding region: 208-1137 (309 amino acids)
Biological process (GO): iron-sulfur cluster assembly
Cellular component (GO): cytoplasm
Molecular function (GO): iron-sulfur cluster binding
Source: RefSeq, a predicted model, not a curated record
UCUUGGGUAAUCCGCCAUUAAUCGGGGACAGGUGACUUGGGGUCAUCGUGAAAAAUCCGCAACUAACUGUUCAGCUGUGCUCUUCUUAACGCGUAAUAACGGUCCACGAGACUUGCCAAUACUUCUAGUAUUUAAUCUGGUGACUUGGGAAACACCUGUCGUUCUUGAAAGUUCUUCCUUGGAAGUUCCCACCCAGGAUCCCCAAACAUGGAGUAUGUAAACCCUGGACAGUCAGUGCUGUUGUUGUGGGGUGGGGCAGUCUCCGGGGACACCAUCCAGAUGACAGUAGGGAAUCUUCAGACCAAGGUUGGAGAGAAGGGUCAUGUGCGUGUGGAGCAUGUGGACAGGCUGCUACUGUCAAACCACGGUAGCUCAACGUUUGACGUUGUCCUGUCAGGAACGAUUAACCCUCCCAUAACCGUCCACUCCGGAGAUGUGUUAGCAGAGGUGGCCAGACUACUGAAGCCCAGUGGUAGGGCUGUGGUGUGUGAGCCUACAGUCAGCACAGAUAAUGGUGGUGCAUUGAGAACUGCAGCAAAACUGAGUUCCAGUCUGAAGCUAGCUGGGAUGGUCAGUGUGUCAGAGGCAAAAGAAAUCUCAUUGUCCCAGCAGGAACAUGACCUUUUGAAACAAGCCCUGUCAGUAGAUGGCAUCCAAGUUGUUGAGGUUUCAGCCAGCAAGCCCAGUUAUGAAGUGGGCUCCAGUGCACAACUUACACUCUCUUUUGCUAAGAAAAAACAGGUAGAGAAGCCAAAGCUGGAUGAGAACACGGCCAAGAUCUGGAGUUUGUCGGCUGUAGACAUGAAUGAUGAUGACAUUGAUCUCCUUGACCCAGAUGAACUUCUCGAUGAGGAAGACUUGAAGAAACCAGACCCUGCCUCCUUAAAGGCUCAGUGUGGCACUGGUGGGGACACCAAGAAAAGGAAAGCAUGUAAAAACUGCACCUGUGGUCUGGCAGAGGAGUUAGAAGGUGAUCAGCCAGGAAAGACUGCCAGCAAGCCUGCAACAUCUGCCUGUGGAAAUUGUUACCUUGGUGAUGCCUUCCGAUGUGCCAGCUGCCCAUAUUUGGGCAUGCCAGCAUUCAAACCAGGAGAGAAGAUCACCCUUACAGACAGGCAGCUCAAGGGUGACAUCUAAGGGGGAGGGGGGCGGCUGAAGGGUGAUGUGGGGUUGGGGUUGCAACACAAAAGUUACAUCAACUAUGUAAUUGGGAGUGGGCAACUUAGCAAAAGUGACAUCUGCAUGAGGCAGGGACGGUACGGACAGUUAAUGAUGAUGAAAGGUAAACUGGAGGGAGGGGGACAUUUGGGGGAGAAAGUAGCCCCAAAAGGAAGACAGUGUCUUCAUUUGUUUAGCCCACAAGCACCACAUACUACAGUAAUACUAGUUCAGUGGGUUUCAAGGUCUAAGGGGACAAAAGUGACGAAGGAGUAAUUUGAUGAAAAAUGUUGUUGAGUGAGGUCUCCACAUUCAUCUUAUUUUCAAGCCUAAAAAUUAAAUACUUGAUUUGAUUCAGCACAUGAAAAAUAGUUCACUGCAUCAAUGCUUCAGAAUUUCAAUGUUAUUUUCAAUGUAUCACUGUUUGGAAAGUCUAUUAUGAUAAACAACUGGACGUAACUAUUCUGCCUUGUGCUACUUUAACUUGUAGGAGACCUACAUGUAUAGCUUUGUGUGUUUGUGUGUCUGUGUUGGUAGGAGUGAUAGACCACAGCACACGACAUUCUACCACACAGACAUGAGUGUGAAUUAGAAAAGACUCAACACUCUAAAAAAUGAAGAUAUCCAAGAAACAUCUAUUAUACUAGUAUACACAAGCUUUUAUUUGCUUCCACCAAGUGAUCAUCAUCAUAUCGUUCUGUGCCAGUACUGCAGCCAGGCCACAGCCUUCUCAUUAGCUUUUUCCACCAAGUGAUGAGGCACAACAAAUUGAUGGCUGCCACUUAAUACAGGCAUUUCUCCACAUCAACUUUCACAAUAUUGUACAAUUAAGACUCUUCAUUCUGCAUGUUACGUACUUGCCUUGAUGGGCUCAAAUUUAAUGUUUACAUUGAUCUGACAUAGAUAUACACAGCGUUAUAGAUGUUACUCAAAUUUCAGAGAGUAGGAAUAAAGUCAAUCUCCAUACAA